Sinocyclocheilus anshuiensis is the source of this 1533-nucleotide messenger RNA. Its product is annotated as probable palmitoyltransferase ZDHHC24. The record is from RefSeq and is a predicted model, not a curated record. Gene Ontology annotation, molecular function: palmitoyltransferase activity. NCBI's taxonomy places the organism in Eukaryota, Metazoa, Chordata, Actinopteri, Cypriniformes, Cyprinidae. Bases 405 to 1280 code for a protein of 291 amino acids. The transcript is spliced from 4 exons.
AGGCACACCCGGUAUUUCCGCGUGGAACUCUUGUAGAGGGACCGUUUCGGCAGUAAUGCAACACUGUGGAUGCCAACUGCCGUAAAACUCCAAUGAAGAAGAGGGCUGUACAGUAGGUGGCGAUAUGCAAUAAGUACAAGUUGCAAAAGCCAAGAAAGAAGAAGAAGAGGGACCGUUUCAGUUGGAACAGACCUGUCAGUGCCAAAUGUUGUUAGCCUGCAGCACCAGUUCAUUGUUAAAGACAGCAGCCAGCAGGGUAUCAUUUGUUCUGCAUUUAUCGUCGAAAAGAUACUCUGAAUGGAAUGACAGGUCGAUUCGAGCAAACGUGAAUCGAGCGGCUUUACAUUUAGGAAAAGGGUUGAGCAGGUAGAGUUUCGCGCAGCGGAUGAUUUAAAGCUGAAAACAUGGCUAGGUUCAUGAGUAGACUAUGGUGUAAGGUGGAGUCGUCCGGUCGUCAUCUGCCUAUCGUUCUGAACGCUUUGCUGGUGUUCUCCAUCACUGCCGAGGUUAGUUAUUUGGUGCUGGUCGAGGCUCCCCUUGAGCCAGAACAGAAGAAGACUGAGUGGUCCACCAUGUGGAAGGCCAUGCAUCUCUUCGCUCAGUACUUCAUGUUGGGAAAUAUAACCUGGAAUGCAUCGUUGUUUGUCAAAACUAACCCAAGUAUUCGCGGAGUGUUUCUUGGAGGCGAUGCAUUGGGUCAAGGGUGGAGGUACUGUUACAAGUGUGAGACACACACUCCUCCGCGAUGCUCACACUGCUACGAUUGCAAUGUGUGUGUGCUGCGGCGUGAUCACCACUGUGUGUUUUUUGGCCAGUGUGUUGGUUUCUACAAUUACCGGUAUUUCCUGACCUGUCUGUUCUUCAUGUGGGCAGGGCUGCUUUAUGCAGUAGUAAUGAAUGCUGAGGUCUUCAUUGUCAUCCUGAAGGAGGGUGUAACAUUUCACAGCGUCUUGUUAUUGCUCAUGCCCUGGAUAAUGCUCGUCUCUGGACAGGUGACGGCACGAGCGUUUGCUUUUGCAUUCAUUGCCGACACUUGUGUAGUGGGCUUCCUAUUGGUUGCUGCCUUCCUCUUCUUUCAUGUGGUUCUGAUGCUGAAAGGACAGACUACACGUGAGUGGUACUCCACACGGCAGCCUUACAACCUGGGAGCGUUGGCCAACAUCAGGGAAUGCUUGGGCAAGUACUGGUACAUCUGCUGGCUCUGUCCAUUGAUACCUUCCCCGCUGCCUGGAGAUGGCAUAAACUUCAAGGUGACUGGUUCGCUAGAGCCCAUGAAGUAGGGUGUGCACUGAUAGAUAUUUUCUCAUUGCAAUUUUAAUACAUUGGCCCAGCUGAUGCAGAAUGGCAUGUUGUUGAGCCUGAAGCAGCGGUUGCAUUCUGGUGGUUUUAAUUGGUGUUAAUUUGAUGUAUGUAAAGUACAUAAUUUUAAAUAUUUUAUUAUGCUUUUUUUUCUCCCUUGUUCUAUUGUGCAAUCUUUGCUUUCGUAAAGCAAAUAUUUUUUUGGAAAGGGGAAGUAUUUUUUUCUGAUUGAAU